Messenger RNA from Opisthorchis viverrini, 7042 nucleotides. RefSeq lists its product as hypothetical. Gene Ontology annotation, molecular function: mRNA regulatory element binding translation repressor activity; ribosome binding; translation factor activity, RNA binding. Gene Ontology annotation, cellular component: nucleus; cytoplasm; synapse. The record is from RefSeq and is a predicted model, not a curated record. Gene Ontology annotation, biological process: negative regulation of cytoplasmic translation. The transcript is spliced from 6 exons. NCBI's taxonomy places the organism in Eukaryota, Metazoa, Platyhelminthes, Trematoda, Opisthorchiida, Opisthorchiidae. Bases 1 to 3009 code for a protein of 1002 amino acids.
AUGAAUGGGGAGAUUGACAUUAUUUCCCAUCCAUCAAUUCGCAAAAUGUUUAUGGGAUCGAAUUCAUGCACUUCACAGCACUCCACUUUGAGCGUGCAACUUCCGGUUGUCGAUUCCACAAUAUUUCCAUCCCUGAAUGAUUGUGUUGAUUAUGAAUGUUCUUCGAGUGGUAUAUUGUCUGCAGGAAGCGAUCCAGCAUGCGAUGAAAAUACCGAGGGGUAUCGUAAUGGAAGUGAUUGCGAAAGGCUUGUUUCGAAAGACACAAUAUGCAACCGAUUGACCCCAUCGAAUUCCAGUCAACUUUCGCCGCUGAACUCAUCCACUGAAUGUUCUGGAGAUAUCCUCCCCAUGACAGAGUCAGGGGUAGUAACUGGCUCAUCUGGCUUCGAUAACACUCCGGGAAGUCAGUCAUUCCCCACAUCCACAGCAGCACCGGCUGGUUACCACAUGGACGUACAAGAGAAGAAGAUGUUUCCCAAUGUGAACCGUUUGGCAGAGGCGAAGGUACAGGAUCAGUCCAACUGCCCUACUGACGAUUCAAACAUUUUCUGUGGCGAUGUUACAUUUCUCCAACAAAGUCUGAAUCCAAAUACCGCCAGCAAUGAAUCGCAGAAUGAUCUGUUACUUGAACAUAGUGACGUGUCUAACCUACAUGCCUCGCAGCUACACAUGGACUCACGUGUUCCGAGACUUGACCGAGAUAUGUGCAACUUUCCUAUGGGUUUAACGAAGUCCAUUAACAAGACUCUGCCACUAUUUGUUUCGGGGGAUUCGGAAAACCCAUCUGCGGAUCGCGAGCAUGGAUUUCCAUCAACAGGACUAUGGGGACGACCUACCACGGUUGGAACAACUGCCGAAGACCUACGAUCCUUUGGAUAUACCGGAGAUUCUGUCGCCUCUCUGGCGUCAAAUGGUUUGGUUGAGCACAGUUCCACUGGUGUGGAGAACGGUUCCAACGCUGGAUCACAGAAUCUGAUGAGCGCUGUCGCUGCCGCAGCAGCUAAACGGGCCAUCACCGGUGGCCACCAGAGUGCCAAAUUUGGCGCUGUAAGUAGGCCUAGCACAUGGACGGAGAGUUCUUUAUCGACUGCACCUCAAUCUUCUUUCGGUUCCCUUGGAAGUAACAGUUGGAAUAUGGGUCACACCAACACAACCAAGGUAGGUGCCAAUGGUCUUGGUGGUAUCUGUCAGCCCGUGGCUUCUGGUGUAAGCCCUAUCGGAUCCAGUCCAACUCCAUGGGCGCAAGUAGUGACGCAGCAACAACCACCGCAUGGAAAAACUAACAAUGUCAACAACGUGUUGGGUAACAUGGGUUUAGCCAGUUCAGUCUCCGGAGGAAAUUGCAGUAUCCGUACAUCAGUCAACGUGGGUGGCAUAUCUACCGCACCCAGCUUCUAUACAAAUAACACCUGCAAGACGGGUAUUGGCAAUAGUGUUGCGGCUAAUAUGUACAGCAUGUUCCCAAAGAAACCACAACAUAGGAUGAUGGCGCACUGGCAACAGCAACAACAGCAUCACCACCCAGGUCUCCAACAUAGCCAUUUGAACAAAAUUCCCGGAGGUCUCCAGAACACUACAGGUCAGCCUGUUUCUGGCGGGCGCAUCCCAACCGCAUGUUUAGAUGGGAGUACUGUGGGUCUGAUUGGAAGUGCUUCCGGUGAUUGCAGCACCGUAGUGAACUACCCGAGCAACUUCAAUAGUGGUGGUUGUUCUGUAUUGCACUCAUUGUCCUCGACAAUCGCCACCCCUCCAACUAUGAACACAUUGUCCAUAGGAUCCUCGGGAGACUCUUUUGCCUCAGUGGCUUCUUCAAUUACGACAGCCAACAAUGACAAUGCUUCUUUGGAUACUUUCAAGUUUGGCUUAGAUCAGCAAUUAAUGGAAGUUAUCAAGUCGUUUGAAACCACCAAUAUUGGUAACACCAACUCGGGUGGGGCCAACACAAAUAACAAUAAUGAUGGUUCUGUCCUCGUUGGAGGCCUGGAUGACGUCGUCAUUCCAUCAUUCAAUGAGGUUGAUCAACAGUUUCCAAACAUGACAAACCUGAAUCAGUUGUCGGUCUUGAGUCAAGCCGUAUCAUCGACAAAUACUCCCAGUUUGUGUGGUAUCAACGGUGCAAACAACCACGCUCCAAGUAUUCGUAACUUAUCGGGUCCUUCCGUGUUCGGCACGAUUGGAAUGAACAAUCCCUAUUCUGUUUUCGCCAAUAUUCCCACCCGUGAAGAAGGAUACUCAAGGAAAGUAUUCGUAGGUGGUCUUCCACCGGAUAUCGACGAGGAGGAAAUCACCACGGCCUUUCGACGCUUUGGACCGUUGAUCGUUGAUUGGCCUCAUAAAACAGAAAGCAAAGCCUAUUUUCCUCCAAAAGGCUAUUGUUUUCUGCUGUUCCAAGACGAGCGAUCUGUUCAAAGCCUCAUUAAUGCGUGCAUUGUUGAUGAGAAUAAAUACUAUUGGUGUGUUUCUUCUCCGACGAUGAAAGAUAAGCCGGUGCAAAUCCGUCCUUGGAAUCUUGCUGACUCGGAUUUUGUCAUGGAUGGUUCUCAGCCGCUCGACCCGCGUAAAACUAUAUUUGUGGGUGGCGUUCCUCGGCCACUUCGAGCAAUCGAACUAGCGUUAAUUAUGGAUCGGCUGUACAGUGGCGUGUGUUAUGCUGGAAUCGAUACGGACCCAGAAUUGAAGUACCCGAAAGGAGCGGGUCGCGUGGCUUUCUCAAACCAACAAAGUUACAUUGCUGCCAUUAGCGCUCGGUUUGUCCAACUGCAACACAACGAAAUUGACAAACGAGUUGAAGUAAAGCCUUAUGUCCUGGACAAUCAAAUGUGUGAUGAAUGCCAAGGCGCCCGAUGUGGUGGGAAAUUCGCGCCAUUUUUCUGUGCCAACGUUGCCUGCCUACAAUACUACUGUGAGCAGUGUUGGGUUCAAAUUCACAGUCGCAACGGUCGUGAGUAUCACAAGCCGUUGGUGAAGGAGGGUGCAGAACGUCCACGACCUGCGUUGUAUCGGUGGUAAAGAUGUGAAAAGAAGGAUCGCGUCGUUGCAGACAAAGGCCGCUUAUGAAAUUUAUCAGCAGAAAUUCUACCCGCGUUUAUGAACCAAGGCCUCCCUCCGGUUGAUCUUCGAUUUCCCGCUCCAUUUCUGAUUUCGCUUUUGGGUUGUUCACAUCGAUCCAUCGUCCUGUUCUUCCUGCCUCCUUCGCCUCGCCGUUCAACUGAUCGAACUCUCAAUGUUACAAGAGAGUCUGGUUUAGCUGGCGAUUCCCCCGUCGGACAUCACUUCCACAAGAUACCCUUCUCGCGUUCUCACUACAAACCUGUCAUCUUUCAUUUGAAUAUCAGCUUCUGCUGCAGCGCGCCGUUCAUAGUGUGCCCUAUUCGGAUUCACUGUGGUUGUGGCUCGUGUUCAAGAGCCAGUGAUGGCCGAUUGAACAGUUGUUUGCCAUUCUCUAGUCUGUGAUGUCCUCUCCCUCUAUCUUUCACUCUCUGGUGUAGCUCCUCACUCCCAAUUCUAGGGUCUCCUUUAUUUGUUGCUUUUCUUUCCGUGUUUUCUAACUUUGUAAUGUUUGUUGUACGACCUCACUCAUGAUACCCCAUUUUCAUCGCCCUCUUUGCUUCUCUGUUGCCAUAAUGUUUGGGUGGACUGUGCUUUUGUUUCUUUCUUCGUUUUCCGUCUGUGGUUCUGUGUGUGCUGCGUUCAAAUGCACCAGCUAUUCGUAGUGCCAGCUGUGAUCGCCGCCCAGUUUUCUUCGUAGUUCUUACAUCCACCGUUCUUUCCCGCUGUUUACACUUUCUACUUUUUCUUUUCGUUUCAUUGCCGUCCAAACCUCUUCUCGCUUUCACAUGAUAAUCGCUCAAGCACCUGUGUGAACCCUGGGUUGUCCCAUCGUACUGGAAGAAUUGACAGACUGUCACCUGUGGCCAAAUGUGACCCCUCGUUUCCUAAUCCCUAUCCCCUAUACCCAACCCGCCCCGUGCACCCUACUCUGAUAUGUUUAGGUAGGGUACGACCGCGCGACACCAAAGAUCUUCCACACGUUCUUUGUGAUUUUAUUUACGAUUGCCCACCAAGGCUGUGCCACUAGCCAAGCACCUAAUUUUGUUCGCGGAUUUCUCAAUGUGCUGAGGUGGGCACCUGAUCGAUUCUCGCCAGGUUCUCCGAAUUCUCGCUUUUUUCCACAGCCUAUGCCACUUCUUUCCCCCCAUCUAUCACCUCAGAUCCCGUUACAUUCGUGAACUGUGGUCGUUUUGGUGGUUCUGUCGUUUUGUUUUCUGCUAGUUUUCUGUUACUCCGAACUGGCCGGUCAGUUUGCUUUAGGCACAUAUACAACCACUAUUUUUGUAGGCUCACUUCUCUGUGUCCUGUUUUUUUUUCUUGGUUUGCUCAUCAGGCUCCUCCUCAUGGUUUCAUAGCACUUUUCAUCCGCCCUACCCGUCAUUUCAACUGAGUAUUCUUUGUUUCUCGACCCGAGUCGUAAUCUGUUCUGUAGUGCUUGGUGUUGCCGGGGUGCUCGUGAUUCGCUCAUCUAGCCACAUGCGCACACAGCUGGAGCAAGGCGAACUGAUCUACACGCACUGACAAUUUGUGCACGUACGAGCGCUUGUGUCUGUCAUCCCACGUAUCAUCACAAUGCAUUUCUUAUUCGUAUGGUCUACCUACAGCUUUCACCAAACUUCUGCCCCGAAUUUUGGAAAGGCAUUUUGAUCUGAAUGCUCUCCGCGCGUCGUAAAUCACCAAACGAUCCGGUCGUGGGCUGGAUUUGGCUAUUUUUCUCCGUCAACUACACCGCCCCUUUCUUCUUUCCCUGUUAUUUUUAUUUAUCAACCCUACAGCUCAUUUCUCGCGCACAGACCAUUCGAAUUUCCCAACGCAUCAAUGCUUGUUCGCUUCUAGUGGUGAAUUAGUUUCUAUCUCCCUAGUCCAACUAUCUGGAUGUGCAUCUCCCUUGUUCGGGUAUGGACACUGCUUUCUAGUAAUAUGUUAUCCUCCGUGAGUUCACGCUCGUGCUACCUCGUUGGAUCGAUUGCUACCUAAUUCAUUCUUGGUAGUCGUUUUCCAGCUAUGGAGCUGUCUAUCGUCUCCCGUCUGUUUUCUUUCCUGCUAUCUAUCCACAAUAGUCGUCGCUCGGUUGUGAGUUCCAGUUUGAUCUCAACUACACACUGGACUACCGUUUGACUGAUCCACGGCGACCUCACCCUCAUAGUCGUUCCUUUACCACCCCGGCGCAGCCCCAAAGUUACUAUACAGCAUGGAAGGGCGUGGUCUAUCUCAUUUGCCUAGCUGCCUCACGACACAAUAAACCCUUGUGUGCAUUCUUUCCGCUCACUUUGGAGCCCCUGUCUGUCACACACAAUGCGGGAACAAUUUGCUGGUCUUAGUAAUGUCUGGUAAAUAUACCGAAGGAUGAUAGGAAAGUGUAUGUGAUCGCCGUUAAUUUCUAUUUGAUUUUGCAUCUCGCGCAACUUUUACACUCAAUUGUUGUUCAUUACAUUUUGGUACGGUUUGUUUGUUUGUUGUUUCUUUUUUCUAAUUUUUGCAUACCUCGGUUUGGCAAAGAAACACUUUUGAAAAAUAUUUUCGUAGCGUUUUUAUUGUUACGCCUGUGUUUAUAGAUUUUUCCGUCUAUUAUAUCCAUAUAAAGAAAAGCACACGCAUAGACUGGCCGGCUUCUCCACGUUCGGAGGAUUGCUUACUGUUCGGGCUUUUGAUGCAAGUUAUUAGAUAACCCAUUUUCAUUUUUACUUCCCUCUUGUUGUGUUAAAUCAGCUUUCGUACUACAACUUUUCUGAAUUUCUAUUACACCGUCGCUGCCACCGCCACCUAUGUUUGAGCCAUUCUGAAAAACUGCACAAAAAGAUAUUCAAUUCCCCCCCUGUUCUACAUGCUUCCCAAAACACUUUCCCGAACUAUUAUGGUUUCUGUUGUGUGGUCUUCUGUUCUACCCCUAGUCUCUGCUCUAUUUCGCAUUUCCUCCACUCUUAUCCCCUCGGACUAGACUUGCACAUCCCAUGCUGCUUUCGUAAAGAUGCGCCUUCCGUGGUCCUGCCAAUAAGUACGAAACGGCCGUGACAUCUGAUUGGUGGUUUGCUUCUCGUGCCGAGCUGAGGAUUCAAACUGAGUCCACACUCCGUGUACCACCAUUGCCACUAUUCUACCAACACUACACCACAAAGUGAUACGAUAUACCUAUACACUAAUAUAUCAUUUUCCGCUCGGUAUUUUUGUUUCCUCAACCAAACAUAACCACCCUCUAUAUGUGGCAUCUUUUGCCUCCCACAAGCACUUUCCAACUCACUCUCGUUCUCUUUGUCUCUCAAAAUAAACCCAGUUAUCGUCAAUGUGCAAUCAUUUUUGUCGAGGGUGGUUCAUUUCCAACCGUUACUGCCUACCGAUCGCAUGCGAUUUUCUACCGUUUUUCAUCUGGUUUAGUAUUUAAGCUAUUUUUAUAAUUUCUAUUGAUUUGAAUAUUUUUAAGUACUGUCAUCACCAAGGUGAAUCACCACUAGGGUCCGCUUUCCUCUCAGCCUCCCACUCCAUCUUUCUCCGAACAACAGCAUAACAGCAUCAUAAAAAGUAAACCCCGGGACGUUUUCAUGUAUUUAUUUCCGGUUCAUGCCCGUUUCCCCGCGCCACCUCAAAUCGGUGAGUCUCACUCUUCUCAACGUGGUGUGUUACUGAUUUUUCUAUUGUUUCACUCAGUCUGUUACACUCGAGAAAAUGGUCUGUGUAUGUCUGUUGUCACUUGGGAACAAGCCCCAUAGCCUAUCCUUCCGCUGUUCUCUUCAAAAUCUGUCCUCGUUCGCGUGUUCUUCAUCUCCGGAGUCUUCAGUCAAAGAAGCUUUGAGCUCGAUUAGUUUGUUUCUCCGCAAGACUUCUUCCCGGCUUUCCGUUUGCCUCCCUCCCUCUACCUAACUUAGCCUCCUAGUUUUCUUCAUCUAUGGUCCACAUUAUUGCAUUGGAUCUGUUCUAUGCAUGAACAUUUUCUGUGUUAUCACGAUUUUCUUUUGUUCAUCACAGUGGUAUAAAACUAUACAAGCUUUUUCGGUCA